CUUCGGAAAUGUGAUUGAUAUUGCCAUGAUAUUUGUUGAUUAUUCUCUGGUCAUCGUGGUUAUAAUCAAUUCAUGACAGAAGUUCAUAUUCCUUCUAUUGUACUUUAAUCAUUAUCUCCAUCGAUAAUCAAUUGAUUUUGCCUCAACAAACUUAUCGAUAAGCCGAUCCAGUGGCCCGAUCGGGACUGUCUUCCCGUGACCGACACCGAAAAUUACCGUCACAAAACCCGACUCUCUCCUCAUCUCCUCACAUCCUCUCCCUCUCAUUACUUACCUCUCCCUCCUCCUCUUCCCUCUUCCCCCCCUCAUUCCUCCCCUUUGCUCCUUUUCUGUUUUCUAUUCCUUUUCAAGUUCCCUAGGGGUUGCUGGAGUAAUUGCCAACAUGAGUGCUUUCUCCCCCGACAACAUUACCGGGGCCUUCAUACCCUCGGCCCUCUUUGUCGCCGGAACUUUCUUCUUCAAGCAGGAAUUGACCCCCUUUGCCGUCGCUCUGGCCGCGGUCCUGGUCGGCUGGAAGGUCUUCAACAACAAGCCCAGAAAGGUCCUCAACCCCGGUGAUUUCCAGCACUUCACCCUGAAGGAGAAGAACGACAUUUCCCACAAUGUCACUGUCUACCGUUUCGCCUUGCCCCGUCCUACCGAUAUCCUGGGUCUGCCCAUCGGUCAGCACAUCUCGCUUGCCGCCACCAUUGGCGGUAAGGAGGUUGUCCGCUCCUACACCCCCAUCUCCUCCGACAACGAGGCUGGUUACUUCGAUCUCCUUGUCAAGGCCUACCCCCAGGGUAACAUCUCCAAGUACUUGACCACCCUGGAGGUUGGUCAGACCAUGAAGGUCCGUGGCCCCAAGGGCGCCAUGGUGUACACCCCCAACAUGUGCCGUCACAUUGGUAUGAUCGCUGGUGGUACUGGUAUCACCCCCAUGUACCAGAUCAUCAAGGCUAUUAUCCGCAACCGUCCCCGUAACGGUGGAAACGACACCACCCAGGUUGACUUGAUCUUCGCCAACGUGAACCCCGACGAUAUUCUCAUGAAGGAAGAGCUCGAGCAGCUGGCCAAGGAGGACGACGGCUUCCGCAUCUACUACGUCCUCAACAACCCCCCCGAGGGCUGGACCGGUGGUGUUGGUUUCGUCACCCCUGACAUGAUCAAGGAGCGCCUUCCUGCCCCCGCUAGCGACAUCAAGAUCCUGCUCUGCGGUCCUCCCCCCAUGGUUAGCGCCAUGAAGAAGGCUACCGAGUCUCUCGGAUACACCAAGGCUCGUCCCGUCAGCAAGCUCGAGGACCAGAUCUUCUGCUUCUAAGGCAGCAAGGAGAAAUGACUUCUUUGAGCGAAUUGGCAGAUAACAUAGAUUGUCUCUGCCUCACAGAUUCCGGUAAUUGAUAGAUUGUCGAUAGAAAGGCCCGUUACGGGCCGACCGUUGGUCAUCUGGGUG
This is a messenger RNA of Aspergillus piperis CBS 112811, 1432 nucleotides long. Its product is annotated as cytochrome b5 reductase family protein. Bases 383 to 1300 code for a protein of 305 amino acids. NCBI's taxonomy places the organism in Eukaryota, Fungi, Ascomycota, Eurotiomycetes, Eurotiales, Aspergillaceae. Gene Ontology annotation, cellular component: endoplasmic reticulum. Gene Ontology annotation, molecular function: oxidoreductase activity. The record is from RefSeq and is a predicted model, not a curated record. The transcript is spliced from 4 exons.